This is a messenger RNA of Exophiala spinifera, 5265 nucleotides long. RefSeq lists its product as uncharacterized. Gene Ontology annotation, cellular component: Scc2-Scc4 cohesin loading complex. Gene Ontology annotation, biological process: regulation of gene expression; establishment of mitotic sister chromatid cohesion; establishment of protein localization to chromatin. Bases 1 to 5265 code for a protein of 1754 amino acids. Gene Ontology annotation, molecular function: chromatin binding. The transcript is spliced from 3 exons. NCBI's taxonomy places the organism in Eukaryota, Fungi, Ascomycota, Eurotiomycetes, Chaetothyriales, Herpotrichiellaceae. The record is from RefSeq and is a predicted model, not a curated record.
AUGGUGAUAAACGAUACUAUUGAGGUUAUCAUACCUCGGAAAACGGCAAAUGGGGCCGGUUCAAGGCAGGUCACUGUGGACGAGGCAAUACAGUAUACCCCGAUGACAACCUCGAUCCUGCCUGUGCACGAUCGCAUACCCAUACCACAGCUGCGUAGUAUACAGGAUGCAAGGCUCUCGAACUCUGCCGAACGGGCGUCCGCAUACCGCAGUGGCAUAUACAGUUCUAAGGCAAAGGAACGCCUGGCUGUCCUAUUGGAUCCUUCCAGACUCUCAGAGGUGAAAUUCAAACGUCCUCCAGUCAAAAACGAAACUUCACACGAGACUCACUUGAAUCCUGUUCAGAAGAUGGUCCUCGAUUUGACCAAGAUGGACUAUACCUAUCCAACUGCUACCGACCCUGCUAGACCACCUCCUAAGAAAUCAUCUCCUAAAAGAACUCCAUCGAGUUCGAUGCCUUCUGGUGUUGUCGUCGAGAUUCCGCAACCGCCUCCAAGUUUCCAACGACAAGAAUAUGCGGACAUGCCUGCAUCACCAAAGAGACGCAAAUUGAGUGAUAAUCAGAUGAAUGGGACAGUCUCCCUGGCAGCGAAAUCCAAGAAAGAGAAAGAGGAUUUGCUUUUAAACAACUUCGAAAAUUUUCUGUCUGAAAUCUUUGAGGCCCAGGAUCGACUGGCUCCGGAUACCUCUGCGCUUCCGGCAGCCAGAAGCGCAAUAUUUGAGGAGUUUGACGAGGAUGACGAUGACACUGAGCCUCGGCUUUCCCGGAAGACUCAAGACCAACUGCAAACUAUGCUGAAUCAGCUAGUCAUUGCGGGCAGACUGACUGAUGUACCUCUGGAGUAUCUGCAGCGACUCCAACGAAUCUGUGAAUCUGCUAUUGAAGCAGCGCAGAUAACCAAUCUAAGCUUGCCUCAAGAUCCCUCAGAGGACGAUGUUUCGUCGUGGUUGUCCAAAAUUCGUCAGGAGGAGGUCGGUGCGAUGUCUGCAUGCACCUUGAUCUAUACCGUUUUAGGUGCUUCCCAGAAUCAAGAUCUCGUGAACUUGGAGGCUCUUCAAUGGUUGCCAAAUGUGCUUGUCAAUCUUUUUGAAAAUUGUUUGAUUCCCAUCGUGGAGGCUCGGCCAGAUGGGCAGGACAGCAGGCUGUUCAGGCUUGCCUCAGACAAUAGCGAGAUUUUGAGGAGGCUACUUGACCUCGGUAGAAAGCUUCUUGAUCUCGUGGCAAAGGUAUGUAUUCAGGUCAAAGGGGCUGGAUGUAUUGUCAAUUCGACAGAAUUCCUGGCAGCAAAACUCCUCUUUGUACAGAACGCAUACAACGAUAAGCUUUCAGCUCUCGGUUCCCAAGCAUAUGAACGAUCAAGAAAGCAAGCGAUGGCAGUCCUCGCCAAGCUCUACGCCGCCUUUCCGACAGAAAGGGGACCAAUCCUUGAUGAAGUCCUGACGUCUUUAGACAAGCUCCCAUCGAAUAGCCGAAGUGCAAGACAGUACAAAGUGGGAAGUGGCAAAAACAUUCAGCUCAUCUCUGCGUUGUUUAUGCUACUAGUCCAAACACCAGCAACGCAAUCACGAACGGCAGCAUCCCAUAGGCAGCGUCGUCCACGGCGUAAUUUGUCACGAAACCCAGAGAGUUCGGACGAGGAAGACGAAGAAGGCGACAUGGAAGUCAACUCUACUACCGUUUCCGACCACUCGGACCAAGAUCCACUCUCCAGACUCGGGCGGAUUGCCGACAAUUUAUUCGAAGACGCAUUGAAAAGUGCACAGCAAAUCGUUGGCUGGAUGGUAGACAAGGCUUCAAAAGUCACCAAGUCUGGAGAUUCGCCAUAUCGGAAUAUCCUUGAUCUGUUCGUUGAAGAUUUGACCAUAGUACUCCCAUCAACGGAUUGGCCGGCAUCCGAAUUGCUGCUUACCGUCUUGGCCAUGCGCAUGAUUUCUCUCGCCAAAAAGGACAAGGCUGCUUCUAUCAAAAAUAUGGCGCUCGAGUGUCUUGGAGUUAUGGGCUCCUCAAUUUCUGUUACAAGAGCGUCGGCACGAAGUCUUCUCUCUGCCAUCUUUCGCGAUGGGGACACGGGAGCAGUCACAGGACAGCAUCUCGCAAACCUGGUCAAGGAUAGGGCACAUUUUGGCAUUGAUCUCGAGGGGCUCAUCUCCCCCGACGGUCCAUUUGCGAUCGUAUACUCUUAUAUGAGCUCUCAGAAAGGUGAAGGUCUCAGGACAAAGUCUGCGAAGGCGUACUUUCUGGUACAAUAUGCCACUUUCAUAUCGAGAACGUUGCGAGGGCCAAAAGGCACCGAGUAUGAUCCCGACUUGGAGUCGAAACUGGAAAAUAUGAUAUCUGUCGUCACACACCAGCUUUCAGCGCCCGAUGAGUUUCAUGAAACAUCGGAUGGCUAUCUCGAUGUCAAACAUCAGGAAGCACAGUUGGCUUACCUCCUUACGAUCUUGAAUAUGCGCUUUUGUCGGCAAUUUGCUAGUAUCGCCAAAACCUUGGCCUCUUCUCUUUCCAGUGAUCAGGCUCAAGUGCGAAGCCGCAGUUUGAAGAGCGUGGUGACAAUUUUGGAGACGGAUUCAAGCUUGUUGGACUGGGACCCCACGAUCGCUGACGACGUCUUCAAGUGCGCCUCUGAUGAUUCCUCACUGGUGCGAGAUUCCGCACUGGCUCUCAUUGCGAAGUUUAUCAUGCCUCGACCGGCGCUAGAAGAGAAGGCAUUUAAACGACUCCUGAGAUGUGCUGGAGACGCCAAUGUUGGCGUGCAGAAACGUGCGAUAGGCCAUUUGAAAGAUGUCUUCCUACGGGAAACAAGAGAGAGUAUGAAGGUCACAAUUGCCAUUGAGUUUCUUCGACGCACUGCAGACCAGGAAGCUUCAGUAGCCGACCUUGCGCGGAGAACCUUAUCGGAAAUAUGGGUCCAACCCAACCUGAUUCUCCUAACCAAAGCUGCUGAGUCUGCCCACGUCGAAGUCGCACUGGAAAGGCUCAAAGCACAUAUUGUCGCUUGCGUCAACAAUGAUAUUGAGAGCAUGGCUGCGUUGUUGAAGAAUUUUCUGGUGUGGCGCCUCAAAGAUUCCAAAGACACGGAGCAAGUCCACAACCUGUAUGCCUAUCUCGUCAAGAAGCUGCUAGACUCAGCGAAUGGAAGCGAUGCGGGUCCGGCGGAGUUGACAACACUGGUAUCUUUCGCAGAGGCACGCCCACAAACAGUGGUCCCUGGCGACUUGACAAGCUUGAAAAGCUAUCUGAAGGACCUUUCCAGCGAGGACAUUCCAAAAUUCAAAUCUGUUGUUGCCAUCUUCCGCAGUGUUUUACCAAAUCUGUCGAAAACUCAGGAAGCCUUGCUGGUGGAGGUGCAGCUGUAUCUUCUGAAAUCGACUCAGAAGCUGACUCGUCGGCAAGAGCUGGAAGAGAUCAUGUCUUGUCUCCGGAGUAUCGAUGGGGUCUUGCUAAAUACUUCUAAAAUCGUCACCUUCACCAAAUCGAUCAUGCGAAAUGUCUUCAAACCUAACAUUGCCGAUCAAUUGAAAGAGAGACUCCUCAAGGAGAACAAGUUACAAGAGCUCGAAAGCAGACGACGCAAUGUAAGAGCAAGUUCGUUACGACUUGCAGGUGUGGUUGCAAAGUAUUUUGAUUUUGAGCGCUACCGCAGUUCUUUCCAAAAGGAUUUCCCGUCGGGUCAGCAGGAUGUCCCGGCAUUUACUCCAGGAUCAUCGGUUGUGGGGUUCAUCGCCGAUAGUGUCGUAGCAUACACCCUGCAGAAGGAACCGAUCGAGAUCCGGCUGAGGGCAUUGGAAAGCUUGGGCUUGAUAUGCCAAGCAUGGCCAGGACAAUUCAACAAGAAGCACGUUCGAGAGACCUUCUUCCAGGUUCUCGAAGGAACGUCUUUCUCCUCGGUGAACGAGACCGAUAUCCUCAAGAUGCAGGUCAUGGUUCUCAGCGCGUUCGAGGAAUUGUAUGCCAAACGAGCGAGUGAGAAAGAGGAGACUGCCAAAGGCGAAAUCAACAGUGAAGUGCAGGCACUGAAGAGCAUUGGUGGCAGCAGUAAAGCUCGUGAAGACGACUCGGCUAUUUCCAUCAUCACAAAUCCACUUGCCGACCACCUACUUCGCAUCGUCAUGUCUGAGACAGGCGAGAAGGCACUGCUCGCGGCUAAGACACUGGCAAGUAUCGACCACCAGGGCAUGACCCAUCCGAAACAGACCACGGCAGCUUUUGUCGCUUUGGAGACGAGUCUUGACUCGAGGGUUUCUAUUGUCGCCAGGGCCGCCCACGAACAUCUUCACCAACAGCAUGAGUCAGUGUGUGAACGGGAGUACAUCAAUGCCGUGUUUGAAGCCUUCCGAUAUCAGAACGAGGUGUUCAAGGAUCCACAUGGUGGCAUCGUCCCUGGCUAUAAGGCGAAGCUCGCCCAGGCUUUCUCCAUUAUCAGCAGCAGCGGGUCCAAGUAUGUCAAAAAAUUCUUGAGCAGCCUGAUAUCGAAACUCAACAUCGAAUAUUCCAAGCUCAGUAUCGAUCAAGACGCGGUGCCUGAGCAUGUCCUCUUUGUCCUCUUUGUGACCCAGAACCUUGCCUUCUUGGAGUACAAAAAGAUGGACGAAUUGUUACAUACAGUCUUGCAACUGGAAUUGGCAUUUGGCAAGAACGGCGGUGAACUUGCACAAGCCAUCGAGACCAAUCUUCCACCUGUCCCGGUCCCUCGAGCAGUCGAUGGAGAGUUGAACGACUCCGCUCAGCCGGAGCAAGAGGCUUCCCUACCGCAUAUCGAUCCCGUCGUCCUGAAGAGACUGGCCACGGCUGCCUGCGCGGUAACGCUGAUAUCCGAAGCUAGGAAUUACCUUAAGAGACAAUACGGUGUCUCGCGAGAUGUGAAGAUGGCCAUGCUGCAGAACAAGCAGACCAAAGAAUCUACAAGGGAACCAGUCAAGGUACAUGGAAUCACCGGGGAGAGAUAUUGGACGACUACUACAUCGGUGUUGAAUUCUCUCGACAGCACAGAAGCCAUGGUACAACGCUGCCGAGAUUUUGUGACGCUUGUGGCAGUCGAUGAUGAAGUAAAGAUCGCCGAAGAGGAGGAGGAGCUCUCCAUGAUGGCUACGGUUUCUGAGCAAUCCAUGGCAGCGCCUCGAGGGCGGAAGCGAAAGAGUGUUAAUGGUUCGAUAGGCGGCACGCCCAAGAAACCACGAGGGCGACCACCAAAAGGGACCACUCCACGACGGUCAUCGAGUGUGUCGUCGCUGGAUGAGGACCCCGACGCCGAUUUUGCGGCUUGA